This is a messenger RNA of Diceros bicornis minor, 2193 nucleotides long. It is a transcript of the gene MOCS1, whose product is annotated as molybdenum cofactor synthesis 1. The coding region runs from base 54 to 1964 and encodes 636 amino acids. The record is from RefSeq and is a predicted model, not a curated record. The transcript is spliced from 11 exons. NCBI's taxonomy places the organism in Eukaryota, Metazoa, Chordata, Mammalia, Perissodactyla, Rhinocerotidae. Gene Ontology annotation, biological process: Mo-molybdopterin cofactor biosynthetic process. Gene Ontology annotation, molecular function: 4 iron, 4 sulfur cluster binding; cyclic pyranopterin monophosphate synthase activity; metal ion binding.
AUUGCGCUUCCGAGCCGGCUACCCCGUGGAGCCUCGCCAGGGCAACAGGCUUCAUGGCGGCGCAGACGGUGUCCCGGAUGGUGCGGCGAGUCCUCAGGUCCAGCUUUCGGAGCUGCAGCUCGGGGGCCCCGGUGACACAGCCCCGCCCCGGGGAGCCCUCCCAGCAUGCUGCAGAGGAGCUGUCCAGGCGGAGGCAGUUCCUGAGGGAGCACGCGGCCCCCUUCUCUGCCUUCCUCACCGACAGCUUCGGCCGGCAACACAGCUACCUGCGGAUCUCCCUCACCGAGAAGUGCAACCUCCGAUGUCAAUACUGCAUGCCCGAGGAAGGUGUCCCGCUGACCCCCAAGGCUGACUUGCUGAGCACAGAGGAGAUUCUGACCCUUGCACGGCUCUUUGUGAAAGAAGGUGUAGACAAGAUCCGGCUCACGGGUGGAGAGCCACUCAUCCGGCCAGACGUGGUGGACAUUGUGGCCCAGCUCCACCAGCUGGAAGGACUGAGGACCAUCGGCGUCACCACCAACGGCAUCAACCUAGCCCGGCUGCUCCCUCGGCUUCAGAAAGCUGGUCUCAGUGCCAUCAACAUCAGCCUGGACACGCUGGUGCCAGCCAAGUUUGAGUUCAUCGUCCGCAGGAAAGGCUUCCACAAGGUCAUGGAGGGCAUCCACAAGGCCAUCGAGCUGGGCUACAACCCUGUGAAGGUGAACUGUGUGGUGAUGCGAGGCCUGAACGAGGACGAGCUCUUGAACUUUGUGGCCUUGACUGAGGGCCUCCCCCUGGACGUGCGCUUCAUAGAGUACAUGCCCUUUGAUGGCAACAAGUGGAACUUCAGGAAGAUGGUCAGCUACAAGGAGAUGCUGGACACCCUCCGGCAGCAGUGGCCGGAGCUGGAGCAGCUGCCGGAGGAAGAAUCCAGCACAGCCAAGGCCUUUAAAAUCCCUGGCUUCCGAGGCCAGGUCAGCUUCAUCACGUCCAUGUCUGAGCAUUUCUGUGGGACCUGCAACCGGCUGCGAAUCACAGCUGACGGCAACCUCAAGGUCUGCCUCUUUGGGAACUCGGAAGUCUCUCUACGGGAUCACCUGCGGGCCGGGGCCUCUGAAGAGGAGCUGCUGAGAAUCAUCGGGGCUGCCGUGGGCAGGAAGAAGCGGCAGCAUGCAGGCAUGUUCAAUAUUUCCCAGAUGAAGAACCGGCCCAUGAUCCUCAUCGAGUUAUUUUUGAUGCGCCAAGAUUCCCCGCCAGCCAUUCUGAGCUUUUCUUCCUGGGACCCCCUCCGUGUUCAGGGUCUGAGACACAGAAUGAGUUUCUCCAACCAGGUGGCAACUUUGUGGAAAGGAUGCUGGGUCCCCCAGACCCCUCCCCUUGCCCAGUGGUGGCUGGGGUCUGGCUGCCCUCAGAGACACUACAGUUCCCACCUAGACUCAGAUACCAACCCAAAGUGCCUUAGCCCAGUGUCCCCGGCUCCUGCCACCCACUCAGGACCCCUGCCAACCUCGGACCAGCUAACCCACGUGGACACUGAAGGACGGGCAGCUAUGGUGGAUGUGGGCCAGAAGCCAGACACAGAGCGGGUGGCUGUGGCCUCAGGCGUGGUCCUCCUGGGGCCCGUGGCCUUCAAGCUCGUCCAAGAAAACCAGCUAAAGAAGGGAGAUGCCUUGGUGGUAGCCCAGCUGGCUGGUAUCCAGGCGGCCAAGCUGACCAGCCAGCUGAUUCCUCUGUGCCACCACGUGGCCCUGAGCCACGUCCAGGUGCGGCUGGAGCUGGACAGCACGCGCCAUGCCGUGGGGAUCCAGGCGUCUUGCCGGGCUCGGGGCCCCACUGGGGUGGAGAUGGAGGCCCUGACCUCAGCUGCUGUGGCCGCCCUCACACUGUAUGACAUGUGCAAGGCCGUCAGCAGGGACAUCGUGUUGGGGGAGAUCAAGCUCAUUAGCAAGACUGGGGGUCAGCGGGGGGACUUCCAUCGGACUUAGAGCUCCUGCCCCCCUCUUGCCCAUGGCCCAGCUGGAUCAUGCGAUGGGAUCCAAUUUGGGCCAACUGACAGACGUCAAGUUCCUUUAACCCCAUCACUGUUUACCUUCACCAGUAGGAACCCAAGGUCGGCCCACUGCCUACUGCUGGAUGAGCUAUAAACCUGUGGGGUUCCCUUUAUUCAGAGAGGAAACAGCGGGCCCUCAGCCUUCCUGGACACGAAGGUCACAG